This is a messenger RNA of Macrosteles quadrilineatus (aster leafhopper), 1748 nucleotides long. RefSeq lists its product as uncharacterized. NCBI's taxonomy places the organism in Eukaryota, Metazoa, Arthropoda, Insecta, Hemiptera, Cicadellidae. The transcript has 2 exons. The record is from RefSeq and is a predicted model, not a curated record. Bases 179 to 1411 code for a protein of 410 amino acids.
UUAGCUUUGAAGUGUCAGGAUGUUUCAGUGUAGUGGUGAUAUCAUGGUUAUAAGUGGUUAUUAGAUUGACACUAUUUACUGCAAGGUUCCCACUACACCAAGGCCACAGAUGAUUGUAGGCCCAAUGUGUUAGUCUUCCUCCAUCACUGGACCUACAUCCUUUCAAUCACAAGCCAGAAUGACACAAAAGCUGCCAGAGUGGUUGGACAAGACAUUCCUACAAGCUGCUCUUCAAGGAGGAGAAGAUAACGAACCCAAAGUGACAGUUAAUGAUUUUACUGCAGAACUAGCGGUGGCGGCCGGUAACAACUACACAAGCCAAAUCUUCAGGGUGGUCGUGAAAUACACAGCAAAUGGAUCAGAAGAUAAAUCCACAACUCUUAUUGUUAAGGCACCUCAUACUCAGUUGCAGGACAUGGGAGCAGAACUUGGACUAAGUGAAUGGUUCGACAAAGAACCGGUUAUAUACAACAUUAUUUUGCCAAAAAUGAAAGAAAAGAUAAAAGUUGACUUUGGUCCUAAAACAUAUUACAGUGCACAAAAAAGUGUGUUGGUAUUUCAGGAUCUGAAAGAAACAGGGCACAUCAUGUGUGAUAAAUUUAAACAAUUGGAUUACGCUCAUUGUGAGGUAGUGUUGAAAAGUUUAGCGAAAUUCCAUGCCGUUUCAGUGGCUCUUCACAGUGAAAAUCCUGAAGAAAUCGAAACACUCGGAAUAGAGCCCAUAUUUAGGGAAGGUAAUCCCAUGAAAGAAUUGAUGAAGUCACUUUUGGUGUUUGCGAUAGAAAUUGUAAAAGAAAGCUUGAAAAAUACAGAAAAUGGUGAACCUGCCUUACAGUUUUUGCUUGACAAGCAAGAAACACUGUACAAUUCCUUGAUAGAAAUUGUUAAACCCAAAAAAGAAGGUUUGAAUGUUAUGAACCAUGGAGAUUUGUGGAACAACAAUAUGAUGUUCAAACACUCAGAGUCAGGAGAAGUGGAGGAAGUAAAGUUCAUUGACUUUCAAGUAUUACGAUACAUGAGCCCGGCCAUCGACAUUCUGUACUUCACCUGGACCAGUGCGGACGAAGAAGUGCGGGAAAACAGACUACAAGAGUUGUACGACAUUUACCUACAAGAACUCAACGAAUGUCUACAACUACUAGGAUGUAAAGAGAGGUACACUUCUGAAGAGUUAUGGCAAGAUUUAAAGUCCUCGGUUGACUUUGCUCUUGUAGUUGCAUGUCAAACUUUGCCCAUGACACUUGCUGAAGAAAAGGAUGCUCUUGACAUGGCUGAAUUUGACAUGAAAGAGUUUGCAAACAUGAGUAACACUGGUGCUAUGGACCCGAAUUUACUAAGAUUAUACAAUGGAAAAAAUUUCAAAGCCAAAGUACCAAAAAUCAUCCAACAAAUUUACCAGACCUUACAUUAAACGUUGCUUUAAAGGUUAAUGUUCUAGCUCUUUGCACAGAUAUGUUGUUGAGAGGAAAUUAGUAUUAAAAAGACUACAUUUUUUUUAUAAACAGCAUCUUGACAACAUAAAACUAAUAAAAAAUAUUUGUUGUAAAUGUAAAUAAGUUGUAGAUAAUGAUAUCAUUAAUUAAUCAACCUUAAAAUUUGUCAAAUAUUUUAAAUUAAUGUGUUUUACUAACAAUUAUAUUGUGUUAUUAUUUUAUUCAAUGAUGACUCACAAGUAAAAAUAUGUAUAUAAAAUAAAGCUGAUCAUAUCAAGUACACACGAACAUUUAUUUUGCAACUAAAUAUGUAAU